GUUUCGCCAUGGAAGAAACGCAGGUGGUGAUCGUGGGCGGUGGUCCGGCGGGGCUUGCAACGGCAGCAUGCCUCAACCGUCUUUCGAUACAUAACAUCGUACUCGAAAGAGACGAUUGCUGCGCUUCUCUAUGGCGAAAAAGGGCUUAUGACAGGUUGAAGCUUCAUUUAGCCAAACCCUAUUGUCAACUUCCUUACAUGCCAUUCCCACACAAUGCACCAACCUACAUUUCUCGGUUGGAUUUCAUUGCUUAUUUGGAUAACUACAUGUCGUGUUUCGGGAUUGAACCGCGGUGUUGUCGGAGCGUGGAACGAGCUUGGUACGACAAGGUGGAGGGGAAGUGGAUGGUGGUGGUGAAUAACAAGGGUAGUGGUGUGGAAGAGAGGUAUGUUUGUAGGUAUCUCGUGGCUGCCACUGGGGAGAAUAGUGAGGGGUUUUUGCCGGAUGUUCCUGGAUUGAAGAGCUUCCAUGGUGAGGUAUUGCAUUCAAGUGGGUAUGAGAAUGGAGAGAGGUUUAGAGGUAAGGAUGUUUUGGUUGUUGGAUGUGGGAAUUCUGGCAUGGAGAUUGCUUAUGAUUUGUCUAAUUAUGCUGCAAAUACUUCCAUCGUCGUUCGGAGCCCGGUCCACGUGUUAACGAAAGACAUCGUUCGGGUAGGGAUGUUUUUAUUGAGGUAUCUUCCAUGCAAGGUUGUGGAUCCAAUCUGCAUUAAUCUUGCGAAGAUGAAGUAUGGAAAUUCAUCCAAGUAUGGGAUUCGUAGGCCAAAAGGAGGCCCUUUUCUUAUCAAAGCCAAAACUGGUCGUUCCCCCACCAUUGAUGUUGGAUGCAUGAAUAGAAUCAAGAAAGGAGAGAUCAAGGUUCUUCCAUCGAUCACAUGCAUAAACGAAGACCAUGUGAGGUUUGCAUACGGCAUUGUGAAUUACUUCGAUGCGAUAAUUUUUGCGACGGGGUACAAGAGCACAGUGCUGAAUUGGCUGGAGGAUGAGAAGGGGCAGUUCAAUGAGGAAGAUGGGUUUCCAAAGCAAAGGCCCCCAAAUCAUUGGAAGGGAGAAGAUGGGUUGUACUGUGCAGGAUUUGGAAAGCAAGGGUUGCUUGGGAUUUCAAAUGAUGCGCAGAACAUCGCAAGGGACAUAGCAACCUUGGCAGCUUGAGACAUCAACAAGACAAUGGUGUUGAAGUUUGGGUGUUCUUAAUGUUUGACCUGUCAUGCAUGGGUGGAGGUAUUGUAAUAUUG
Molecule: messenger RNA, 1231 nt
Organism: Cucurbita moschata (crookneck pumpkin)
Lineage: Eukaryota; Viridiplantae; Streptophyta; Magnoliopsida; Cucurbitales; Cucurbitaceae
Product: probable indole-3-pyruvate monooxygenase YUCCA11
Exons: 4
Coding region: 9-1148 (379 amino acids)
Molecular function (GO): NADP binding; flavin adenine dinucleotide binding; N,N-dimethylaniline monooxygenase activity
Source: RefSeq, a predicted model, not a curated record